This is a messenger RNA of Lonchura striata (white-rumped munia), 4804 nucleotides long. RefSeq names its product GLI family zinc finger 2 (gene GLI2). NCBI's taxonomy places the organism in Eukaryota, Metazoa, Chordata, Aves, Passeriformes, Estrildidae. Gene Ontology annotation, molecular function: RNA polymerase II cis-regulatory region sequence-specific DNA binding; DNA-binding transcription factor activity, RNA polymerase II-specific. Gene Ontology annotation, cellular component: nucleus. The record is from RefSeq and is a predicted model, not a curated record. Gene Ontology annotation, biological process: regulation of transcription by RNA polymerase II; smoothened signaling pathway.
GCCGCCGGGAUCCGCGGCAGCUUUUGGCGAGGAGCGGAGCGGAGCGGGGGAGAGGCACAAAAGGGAAGGACGGAGGGAAAGUCCCUCCCACGCCCCCCUCCCCCAAGUUUAUGAUGGGGGUCCGGAGGAGCUGCGCUGCUCCGCGGCAACCGCUCGUCUGCUGAAAACUUGCUGCUUCGCUUUUUGGGGUUCCUGAGCUGGAAGAUGCCCGUCUAAGAUGGAAACUUCUGCUUCGACAGCUGCUGGGAAAAAAGAAGGGAAAGGUGCUGUUCUGGAGGGGAAUGGCUUUACAGAGACGGGGAAGAAACCCCCUCCUUUAGCAGCAGUGGGAGCAGCAGUGGCACAAGGAGUGCCGCAGCACAUUUUUCCGGCCUUCCACGCUCCUUUGCCAAUUGACAUGCGCCACCAGGAAGGACGAUACCAUUACGAACCUCACUCUAUCCACGCUAUCCACGGGCCUCCUCCUCUGAGCGGCAGCCCUGUCAUCUCCGACAUCUCCCUCAUCCGCCUGUCUCCGCACCCUGCCGGGCCCGGCGAGUCGCCCUUCAGCCCCCCUCACCCCUACGUGGCACCCCACAUGGAGCACUACCUCCGCUCUGUGCACAGCAGCCCCACGCUCUCCGUCAUCUCUGCUGCCAGGGGCCUCAGUCCUGCCGACGUGGCUCAUGAGCACCUGAAGGAACGAGGCCUCUUCGGGCUGCCACUGCCACCACCGGGAGCCAACCCUGCUGACUACUACCACCAAAUGACGCUGAUGGCCGGCCACCCAAACCCCUAUGGGGACCUCCUCAUGCAGGGCGGGGGAGCAGCCAGCACAGCCCACCUCCACGAUUACCUCAGCCCUGUUGAUGUGUCCCGGUUUUCGAGCCCGCGGGUGACUCCAAGAUUAAGCCGGAAACGAGCCCUGUCUAUCUCCCCGCUCUCUGAUGCCAGCAUUGAUCUCCAGACAAUGAUCAGGACCUCCCCAAACUCUCUUGUGGCAUAUAUCAACAACUCCAGAAGCAGCUCAGCAGCAAGUGGCUCCUAUGGCCAUUUAUCUGCCGGGACAAUCAGUCCAGCAUUCAGCUUCCCCCACCCGCUUAACCCCGUGACAUACCAGCAGAUCCUGACGCAGCAAAGAGGCCUGAGCUCAGCCUUUGGACACACUCCUCCCCUGAUCCAGCCAUCCCCAACCUUCCCCACACGGCAGCAUAUGGCUGUCAUCUCCGUGAACCCAUCACCAGCACAGAGCAGCAGCAACAGCAACUGCAUCUCCGACUCCAGCCAGAGCAAGCAGAGCAGUGAGUCGGCCGUGAGCAGCACCGUCAAUCCAGUAAUUAACAAACGCAGCAAAGUCAAGACUGAAGUUGAGGGCUUGCCCCCAGUGUCCCCAAACACACAGGAGCAUCUGACAGACCUGAAAGAAGAUCUUGAUAAGGAUGAAUGUAAACAGGAGCCUGAGGUUAUUUAUGAGACUAACUGCCACUGGGAAGGGUGCACAAAGGAAUAUGACACUCAGGAGCAGCUCGUCCAUCACAUCAACAACGAUCACAUCCACGGGGAGAAGAAGGAGUUUGUGUGCCGCUGGCAGGACUGCACACGGGAGCAGAAGCCCUUCAAGGCUCAGUAUAUGUUGGUGGUGCACAUGCGAAGGCACACGGGAGAGAAGCCACACAAGUGCACGUUUGAGGGUUGUUCCAAAGCCUAUUCCCGCCUGGAGAACUUAAAGACACACCUGAGGUCCCACACUGGAGAAAAACCUUAUGUCUGUGAACACGAAGGCUGCAAUAAAGCCUUUUCCAAUGCCUCGGACAGAGCCAAGCACCAGAACAGGACACAUUCCAAUGAGAAACCCUACGUCUGUAAAAUCCCUGGCUGCACGAAGCGGUACACGGACCCCAGUUCCCUCAGAAAACACGUCAAGACAGUGCACGGGCCUGAUGCCCACGUCACAAAGAAGCAGCGCAAUGACGUUCACCCGAGGCCACCUCCACUCAAGGAAAAUGGGGACAAUGAGGCAAGCGCCAAGCAGAGCAGCAAGGUGUCAGAGGAGAGCCCCGAGGCCAACAGCACCACAAGGAGCAUGGAGGAUUGCUUACAAGUCAAAACAAUAAAAACAGAGAAUUCUGUGAUGUGUCAGUCCAGUCCUGGUGGCCAGUCGUCAUGCAGCAGUGAGCCAUCACCCCUUGGCAGCACCAACAACAAUGACAGUGGAGUAGAAAUGAACAUGCAUAGCGGGGGAAGUCUGGGAGAUCUGACGGCGUUGGAUGACAACGCUCCUGUCGUGGACUCAACAGUCUCAUCUGGUAACUCGGCAGUCAGCCUGCAGCUAAGGAAACACAUGACGACGAUGCAACGACUUGAACAGCUCAAGAAGGAGAAACUCAAGACAGUUAAGGAUUCCUGCUCAUGGGUGAGCCCAGCUCCACAAGCCAGAAACACCAAGCUGCCUCCCAUCUCAGGAAAUGGCUCUGUUCUAGAAAAUAGUGGUGGUUCUUCUGCUAUGCUGCCUAACCCCAGAAUAAUGGAGCUGUCUGUCAACGAGGUUACAAUGCUGAACCAACUCAACGAGCGCCGUGACAGUACAACAAGCACCGUCAGCUCUGCCUACACUGUGAGCCGCAGGUCCUCAGGGAUCUCCCCGUACUUCUCCAGCCGCCGCUCCAGUGAGGCCUCGCAUCUCGGGCACCGCCCCAACAACACGAGCUCUGCUGACUCCUACGACCCCAUUUCCACGGAUGCCUCCCGCCGGUCGAGCGAGGCGAGUCAGUGCAGUGGGAUGCCGGGUCUGCUGAACCUCACACCAGCUCAGCACUACAGGCUGAAAGCCAAGUACGCUGCUGCCACAGGGGGCCCACCUCCGACUCCCCUGCCAAACAUGGAGAGGAUGACCCUGAAGAACAGGAUCUCACUUAUGGAUGGGCCAGACCCCACCUUGCCCUCCAUCCGCCUCCCACCAGGCCCUAGACGUUGCAGUGAUGGUAACACCUAUGGCUACCCAUCAGCUCCAGCAUUUCCCCAUGAGGUGCAGGGCAACUGCACGAGACGGGCAAGCGACCCGGUGAGGAGACCUCCUGGAGACCCUCAGGCUCUCCCACGAGUUCACCGCUUCAACAGCACUAACAGUGUGAACCCCUUCCAUCCUCCACACGCCACAGACAGGAGGAAUUUUGGUCUCCAGAGCUAUGGGCGUUCAGAUGGGAGCCUGCCCCGGCACACCUACUCACCUCGGGCACUGAGCAUCAGUGAAAACAUCACCAUGGAGGCCAUGUCCGGGGAGACAGAUGUGCCCAUUGGAGAUGAUGACAUUAUGCUGCCAGAUGAUGUGGUACAGUACAUCAAAUCCCAGAACAAUGGGACAGUGGCUGAGAGCACUUCUGUGGGGUACAGCAAUGAGAUGCAGAACUUCCAAGGAGGUGGGAAGCUGCAGCCUCCAGCCUUGCCCAGCCAGCGCAGGAUGGCAGUGGCAGAGGCAAGUAUGAGCCACUUGGGACCCAUGAUGGCAGAGUGUUCCAUGAGUUUUGAUACUUCUUCAGACAUGAAUAAAAAUAACAUGCCUGUCCAAUGGAAUGAAGUCAGCUCAGGCACAGUUGAUAUCAUGUCCAAUCAGUCAAAGCAGCAGUUUUCACAGGGGAACUUAGCAGUGGUCCAGCAGAAGCAGAACUUUGGUCAGUACCAGAACUACAACCAGCAGCAGAUGCAGCUGCCAGACAACAGCAUGAAUGCAGCACAGCAGAGCUUUAUGCAGAGGAACAUGGGCAUGGAUGGGCAGAGGGUAAACUGCAUGCAGCUGCGGCAGCAGCACAUGAGCCUAGGUCCCAGCAUGAACCCCGAUAUGGGCUUGCACACAGCGUAUAACCAACCACAUCAAAUGCUGAGCCCCAGUGCAGUCAGUGGCAAUCCAAAUCAGAUCUCUCCUAAUUGUAGCAACAUGGCAGCAAAAUCUGGAUCCCACAUUCACCCUCAGCAAAUGGACAUGGCAGCCAACCCUUCCUUGAUGGUCAGGAGCAACAGUGAGCGCACAGUGCUGGGACAGGUCAUGCAUGAACCGAGUCAGCAGAACUACUCGUCUCAGUCAAGCCACCUGAACUUCCCUGUGGCACAAGAGACCUUUCCUCAGCCCAUCAUGUCCUCCAAUCAGCCCAAUUUUGAGCCUCAGCAGAGCGUGAUGGGUUCAGCUGCGCAGGCAUAUCCACCUGGCAUGAUCCAGCCUCAUCCUCCACCGGAGCCGAACCCGGGCAGCAGACCCCGAGGGGUCCGCACUGCCCAGCAGCUGGGCUACAUGAGAACUCCCCAUCCUACGAGCACCAUCAGCCCUGGCCAGGAGACAGCAGAGGCCAUGCAUAAAAGAAACAGCGACAUGCUGCUGGCACCAGCCCAGCAGUGCGCGGACGGCACGAGGGACAACAACCUGAUGUACUAUUACGGCCAAAUCCACAUGUAUGAACAGAACAACGGCUUCGAUAACCACACGGACUGUCGGGUCAGGCAGCAGCAGUGCACACAAAACAGCAAGCCAGCCACUCUGCCUUCCCCAGGAACAAACCAGGUGUCCAGCACAGUGGACUCUCAAGGUCUUGAGCCGCCCCAGAUAGAUUUUGAUGCCAUCAUGGACGAUGGGGACCAUUCAAGCCUGAUGUCGGGAACCCUGAGCCCCAGCAUCCUGCAGAACCUCUCCCAGAACUCCUCUCGCCUGACGACUCCACGAAACUCUCUGACACUGCCCACCAUACCUGCAGGGAUAAGCAAUAUGGCAAUAGGUGAUAUGAGCUCCAUGCUAACCACGCUGGCAGAAGAGAGUAAAUUUCUAAACAUGAUGUCGUAA